AUGGGUAACUCAUCAUCAUUGUUGCCAGAAGAAUGGCAUGUGGUUAUCGUUGGGGGCGGAUUUGCCGGUGCCCGGCUCGCUCACAACCUUAAAGGAAAAUGCAAAUUUACAUUGAUUGAUGGACGGGACGGUAUGCAUUAUGCUGUAGCGUCGCUGAGAGCUUCCGUGGAAUCAGGUUUUGCGGAGCAUAUCUUUAUACCGUACACGGAUAUUGUGGAGAAAGACAGUUUCAAAAAAGGCACGGUUACUGGGAUUGACCCCGAAAACAAAAUAGUAAAAAUGGAAAAUGGAGAAGAAAUCAUUUACACUCAUUUGGUUAUAUCGACCGGGACCAGCGUACCAUUUCCAGGAAAACUACCUUUGGAUGUAGAUAUGUCUGAGGGAAAGGAGAUAUAUGCAAAACUGGUUCAAGAGAUAGAAAAGUCCAACAACAUUGUAAUCAUUGGUGGUGGAGCAGUGGGCGUCGAAAUGGCAACGGAAAUCGCCGAGGAUCAUCCGAAGAAACAAGUGACCGUGAUUCAUUCCAAACAAGUACUUGUUUCAGACGCUUUCAGUAAUAAAUUCCACAAGGAGACGAGGCGUCAAUUGGAUGCCUUAGGAGUCAAACUGAUAUUGGGAGAAAAAGUUGAGAACAUGGAUGAUCUUCCUGAUCAUUUCAUGGAAGAGAAGUUCAAAGUUACGACGAAUAAAGGCAACGAAAUUGAGGCAAACUUGAUUAUUAAAUGCACUGGAACCAAAGUGAACACAUCCGCAUAUGCAGAAUCUCUUGGUGGUUCAAUGGACGAGAUAGGUCAGCUGAAGGUCAAUGACUUCUUCGAGGUGGAAGGUCAAAACCAAAUCUUCGCUAUUGGUGAUUGUUGCAAUACCAAUGAGACAAAGAUGGCUUUCAGGGCAGGUUUUCAUGCAGACUUAAUAGUUCAGAACUUCAUACAAGAAUCAAAAGGCAACAAAAAACAUCCAUACAAGCCAAAAGGCCCAAUUAUGAUUCUGUCAUUGGGUCGUAAUGGUGGAGUCUUUCAAAUAAACUCCUUCAAUUUCGGAAGUUUUGCAGCCAGGAAACUGAAAAGCAAAGAUAUGAUGGUUAACAAAUAUUACAAAGACCUUGGUCUCAAACCGCCCAAGAAAUGA
This is a messenger RNA of Saccoglossus kowalevskii, 1128 nucleotides long. Its product is annotated as ferroptosis suppressor protein 1-like. Gene Ontology annotation, molecular function: electron-transferring-flavoprotein dehydrogenase activity; flavin adenine dinucleotide binding. Gene Ontology annotation, cellular component: cytoplasm. The record is from RefSeq and is a predicted model, not a curated record. NCBI's taxonomy places the organism in Eukaryota, Metazoa, Hemichordata, Enteropneusta, Harrimaniidae.